AUGUCCAACACCGAACGGUGUGGAGCAUACACCACUGUUACGCAUUAUAUUCAUAUAGCAACGAUCAAACGACGAGCGUAACACCAACCGUGAAUGAAAUAGUUGGAUCCGUCAGUAAGGAUUAACUCAGUCGUCGCGGGCAACGUUUUGCAGCCUCUUCGUCUCACUCGGUUUUCUCCCUUCUCGCGAUUCUACAGAGUAUUCCAUCGUAUUGUUUUUUUUUUUUUUUUUCUUCUUUUCAUCUUCUUGCAGCCAAGCUCAUAGUGGCACAGGUGUAGAGAGAAAGGAGACAUUUUUUCAGUCUGAAUGGGGUGAACUGAUAAUAUAUAUUUAAACAGUACGUGAUAACUUUAUUUGGUCGAUUAGAAUUCGUGCCACAAAACUUUAAUAAAAAAUUAAAAUAUCUCCGUCAAUUGGAAAAUAUAAAUUCUAAAUACGAAGAAGAAAAAAGCGGGUAAACGAAACAGGAGAAGAAGAAAAGAAAUCUGUUGAUCUGUUUAAAAUGAGUGGUGAAUAUUUAUAAAAUGUUGCCGAUUUUCAAGUUCCAUUGCCGAAUUACUUGAUUCACAAAUAUUAAUCAAAUGCUCAAUCAGAGGAAAAACGUCAAGUUCAUUGAGGUGAGGAAGAAAUGUCACAGCUGACCUCCAGUGAUCUUCUGGGCAAUGUAAAGAGUCGUUACUACACAACAAAAGACAUUCGUACAGGAUGACACCGACGGGUGGCCGUUCGCGCACCGCCUCCGAAUCAAACCCUGGAGCCGGUGCCUCGUCGGCCUUGUCAUCUGCCGAGGAAGGGGCAGAAGUCAGCAUGCUUGAAGAUGGGGACGGAAAUCGUCUUCCCGACAUCGUAGUAGAGAGCAAACUUUAUGGCGCUGAUGCUGACGAGCCCAUGGAAUCAUACUUGGCAAUUACAAUCCAAGUUUUUAUACCGUUUCUGGUCGCCGGACUGGGAAUGGUCGGUGCGGGGCUGGUCUUGGAUUUGGUUCAACAUUGGGUGGUGUUCGAGAGAGUAAACGAGCUGAUGAUCUUGGUACCGGCACUCUUGGGUCUUAAAGGUAACCUUGAGAUGACCUUGGCAUCGAGACUCUCUACUCAAGCAAACCUCGGACACAUGGAUACACCGAAACAGCAAUCAUCCAUGAUAGUGGGAAACCUUGUCUUGAUUCAGUGCCAAGCAAUAGUCGUUGGUUUCUUGGGUUCAGUAGUCGCCAUAGUGAUGGGGGCAUUUAGGAACGGAACCGUAUCACUGGACCACGCGUAUCUCCUCUGCGCGAGCAGUCUUGUUACAGCGUCGCUCGCGUCGUUCGUCCUUGGUUUGAUUACCGCUGGAGUGAUUGUUUUUUCACGACAUUGUCACAUCAAUCCCGACAACGUCGCAACGCCAAUCGCAGCCAGCUUAGGGGACAUCACUUCUUUGGCCCUCCUAUCCUGGAUUUCAACGAUACUCUACGAAUCCAUUGACAAACAAGACUGGCUCGCGCCUCUAAUUAUAGCCUGUUACAUCCUGGUCACACCACUUUGGGUCUGGAUUGCUAAAAAAAAUGAACACACCAACGAUGUUCUCUACACCGGCUGGACGCCAGUCAUGAUCGCUAUGCUCAUCAGCAGCUGUGGGGGACUAAUUCUGGAGUUCAUGGUGUCCCGUUUCGAAAACCUGACGGUUUUCCAGCCAGUAAUAAACGGAGUUGGUGGUAACCUGGUCGCGGUACAGGCGAGCCGAAUAUCCACGGCCCUCCACAAGCAGGCUGACCUCGGAACUUUGCUGAUACCGCCGGGUCUCGCUCAUCCGGUAAUCUUCAUCACGCCGAUAGCAAACUUUUUUGGAAAAGGUAUGCAUGCCAGGACUACUAGAGUCCUGAUGGCGAUGGUGAUACCGGGGCAUGUGAUCUUCAUAUACCUUAUAAACUACAUGAAGGAUGGCAACGCAUCCCUGACACCGCUCUUCGUAUUCGUGUACCUUUGCGCGGCUCUUCUUCAAGUAGCGGCUCUCCUUUACAUUGCGUACAUAAUGAUCCACUGGAUGUGGAAGCGAAAAAUCGACCCUGACAAUUCUGCUAUUCCGUACCUCACCGCGAUGGGUGAUCUUCUCGGAAUCAGCCUGCUGGCAAUAGCAUUUCAAUUCCUCUACCUCGUCGGGGAUCAGGACUCUGACCUCCCCCUUUCACCUUAAUCGUAAGAGUAUGUUGGUAAAUAAUCUCCCAGAUUUACUUCUCUCCACGCAUAAUACCAAUCCCAGAAAUGGUCACUUGUUGAUGUUGGUUCGGUAUGUCGUUGGAUAAAUCCUUUAAUACCUCAAACCCCAGACGAUCAAAUUAAAGGUUCUUUUAUCGGGUAACGGCAAACUAUUGAAAAAGCAACAGAAAUUGCAAUUGGCAUUUGAUGGAUAGUUUUCGUUUUCACUCGUGGUCUUGACACUUGCUGCUGGAGGUGAAAUAAUUUCCAUUCUUUGAUAUUAUUCUUCUGUGUUACAGGCACCCCGCAGCUCCGCCAAGGAUUUUUUAUUUAUUCGAAGAAUGAGCUGAAACUUCUAUUCGUAAACGAUAUUUAUACGUCAGUGUGCGUAUGGUGGUAUAUCGAAUUAUACAAUAUACUCAUGGAAAAACUUCGAAAGCCAAUUU
Messenger RNA from Diprion similis, 2617 nucleotides. RefSeq names its product solute carrier family 41 member 1-like. NCBI's taxonomy places the organism in Eukaryota, Metazoa, Arthropoda, Insecta, Hymenoptera, Diprionidae. Gene Ontology annotation, biological process: monoatomic cation transport. The transcript has 6 exons. Gene Ontology annotation, molecular function: monoatomic cation transmembrane transporter activity. The record is from RefSeq and is a predicted model, not a curated record. Bases 706 to 2169 code for a protein of 487 amino acids. Gene Ontology annotation, cellular component: plasma membrane.